AAAAUCUUAACUAUUAUUAUUGAGACAGAACAAGGACGUGCGGUCCUAGAAUCAGCUUCUUUUUUCUUUUCAAAAUGGGUUCAGAGUUACAAGAAUACCAGCCAUUGCUGCUCCGGUUCGACUCACAUGUCCGGUUACCAGACUUGACUGCAGCUGCAGUGGACGAGUUUUUGGCGUCAAAACCGGUGCCCACCCGUUGGUACCCGAGGCUCAUGGCAUGGGAAUCAAGGCUGCUAUGGCUCCUUUCCGGUUCCUCCAUUGUAGUCUCCAUAUUUAAUUACAUGUUGAGUUUCGUCACACUCACAUUUUCUGGCCAUUUGGGUUCAUUGGAGCUCGCAGGAGCUUCAAUAGCAAGUGUUGGCAUUCAGGGGCUGGCUUAUGGCAUCAUGCUGGGGAUGGCAAGUGCAGUUCAAACUGUUUGUGGGCAGGCCUACGGAGCAAAGAAGAAAUCAUCAAUGGGGAUCAUAUGCCAACGUGCCAUUGUCCUGCACCUAGGUGCAGCAGUCCUUCUCACCUUCGUUUACUGGUUUUCAGGUCCCAUCUUGAUCGCUAUCGGUCAGUCUGAAAGUAUAUCAUUGUCGGGCGAAGUCUUUGCACGAGGACUCAUCCCUCAGCUAUAUGCAUUCGCCAUUAGCUGCCCGAUGCAAAGAUUCCUCCAGGCACAGAAUAUUGUGAACCCGUUGGCUUAUAUUGCAGUUGGUGUUUUCUUGCUUCACAUUUUACUCAAUUGGGUGGCUAUGUAUGUUCUACACUUGGGCUUGAUCGGAGCUGCCCUCACCCUCAGCCUCUCAUGGUGGCUGUUGGUCAUUCUUCAGGGUUUAUACAUCCUUCUUAGUCCGGCUUGUAAAGAAACUUGGACCGGUUUCUCCAUGAGGGCCUUUACCGGGAUUUGGCCAUAUUUCAAGAUCACUGUUGCCUCAGCCGUUAUGUUGUGCUUGGAGAUAUGGUAUUUUCAAGGACUUGUUCUUAUAUCAGGCUGGCUCACCGACCCCACAGUUGCAUUGGACUCUAUCUCAAUUUGCAUGAAUUACUUGAACUGGGAUAUGCAGUUCAUGUUGGGAUUGUCUACAGCAGCCAGUAUUCGAGUGAGCAAUGAGCUGGGGGCAGGAAAUGCAAUGGUGGCAAAGUUGUCAGUUGUAGUAGUUACCUCUACUAGUAUUAUUAUCAGUAUCAUUUUCAGUGCUGUAGUCCUGAGCUGUAAGGUUGGGUUGAGUAAACUCUUCACUAGCGAUGAAGAGGUCAUUGCUGCUGUUUCAGACUUGACACCAUUGUUGGCCAUCUCUGUCUUCUUGAAUGGCAUUCAACCCAUUCUUUCAGGUGUUGCUAUUGGGAGUGGAUGGCAAGGUGUAGUGGCAUACGUUAAUCUUGCCACUUACUACAUAAUCGGUCUGCCUAUUGGAUGCGUUCUUGGUUUCAAAACUAGCAUGGGAGUGGCUGGGAUUUGGUGGGGAAUGAUAAUCGGAGUUAUCUUACAGACUAUCUCUUUGAUAAUUAUGACGGCAAGAACAAAUUGGGAUUCUGAGGUAGUUAAAGCAGUCAGUCGAUUGAAGCAAUCAACAAAUGUGGAAGAAGAUAGCAGCAGUGCUAUCGAUGAGAUAUGAGCAGCAGAGCAAGCAGGAAGCAGGAAGCGAUUGUAUUAUGCAAAAGUUUUAAAAUAUCUUCAUGGGUGCCUUUGAAAAGGAAUGAAAUAUCUUAUUCUAAUGAGUAUUAUGAUUUUUUCGACUUAACUGCAAUGAGAACUGAUUAACAGCAGCCAUAGCUUGA
This is a messenger RNA of Impatiens glandulifera, 1764 nucleotides long. RefSeq names its product protein DETOXIFICATION 41-like. The transcript has 8 exons. The coding region runs from base 75 to 1601 and encodes 508 amino acids. Gene Ontology annotation, molecular function: antiporter activity; xenobiotic transmembrane transporter activity. Lineage: Eukaryota; Viridiplantae; Streptophyta; Magnoliopsida; Ericales; Balsaminaceae. The record is from RefSeq and is a predicted model, not a curated record. Gene Ontology annotation, cellular component: vacuolar membrane. Gene Ontology annotation, biological process: xenobiotic detoxification by transmembrane export across the plasma membrane.